Oppiella nova is the source of this 399-nucleotide messenger RNA. NCBI's taxonomy places the organism in Eukaryota, Metazoa, Arthropoda, Arachnida, Sarcoptiformes, Oppiidae. The record is from the annotation of a GenBank genome assembly.
UAUCAUUACAGAGACCAUCGAUGUCCAUAUACUCGAUGUCAAAGUCAGCGCUGGAUAUGUUUACCAAAUGUUUGGCGCUAGAGUUGGGCCCCAAAGGGAUUCGUGUGAAUGUUGUCAAUCCGUCGGGAGUGAGAACUGAUUUCUCUCAGGCCAUGGGUGUGGACAAGGAUUCAGUGAACAGCCUGUUGGAGGUGACGGGUAGUAGUUAUCCAUUGGGCAGAAUAGGAGAGCCCAUAGACAUCGCGAAUGCGGUUCUGUUUCUGGCGUCAGACGAGUGUUCAUUUGUGACGGCAAUCAACUUUGUGGCCGAUGGGGGCGCCCUUUGGGGGGCACCCCCUCCUAAACUCAGAUAAAUUCAAUCAUAUUCAACAGACCGAAAAGUAAACUUUUUAUCAAUGA